GUGCAACGGGCCGGCCUGGAGGCUUUGUGCAACAUGACCAUGGCCGAGGAGGUGGCCGAGCGUUUCGCGCUUGGGAGGGCUGAGAACGAGCUCAACAUCUUUGGGGCCUUCUGCACCUCAGAGGUGGAACGGCAGCAAAGUGCUGCCACCGGAGCCCUGGCCAUUCUUGCUGGUCAUGAUGAGGUCGCUGUGCGUAUUGCCGACUGCCAGCAAUGUCUCCAGGGGUUGUUGCACGCGGUUCUUGAUUCCGACCUUCCGGCUGUGGAGAUCCGUGCGGUGUCUGCUAUAGUGAGCAUCCGGCGGGCUGAGGGCAUCAGUGCAGAAACUAGGCGUGCCAUCUUCUCCGUCCUUCAGGAACGGCUGAGCCGUGGCGGAUUUGAAUCACUUGACGCCCAAGAGUUGGCUGAAGAGGAAAUCAGGGAGGGCAGCUGA
Symbiodinium pilosum is the source of this 432-nucleotide messenger RNA. Lineage: Eukaryota; Dinophyceae; Suessiales; Symbiodiniaceae. The record is from the annotation of a GenBank genome assembly.